GUAAAUUUGUUUAGCUAACGUUAGAGCUGGUUGGCUGAAAGAAAUAUAGUAAAAGUGGUUGUAACGUGGGUUCCAAUGUUCAUUUAAUAACGUUAGUAGUAAAAGCAAACAAAGGAUUCUAGUACAACUGAAUAGUCCAAUAUACUUUCCUUAAACGAUAUAGUUUUGGACCACCAGAUGGCGCCUUGAGGCCGCAGUGUGUUGUGGGGGACUUGAGAGACUUGUUUAUAUACUGUCUAUGCUUGGGACCGACCAGACCCGACGCCAUCUUCAAUAUCCCCAGUUGUUCUCUUCUGGACGGUCUGUUAGCUGUUUUACUUCACUGAAUUAACGUUAGCAUUACAGAAAUCAUGGGAAGAAAGAAGAAGAAGCAAAUGAAGCCUUGGUGCUGGUACUGCAACAGAGAUUUUGAUGAUGAAAAGAUUCUCAUUCAGCAUCAGAAGGCCAAACAUUUCAAGUGCCACAUCUGUCAUAAAAAGCUGUACACUGGCCCUGGGCUUGCAAUCCACUGUAUGCAGGUACAUAAAGAGACCAUUGAUGGAGUCCCUAAUGCAAUACCUGGAAGAACCGAUAUUGAGCUGGAAAUAUAUGGCAUGGAGGGUAUUCCCGAAAAAGACAUGGAAGAGAGAAGAAGAGUGCUAGAACAAAAGAACCAAGAGACUCAAAAGAAAAAGCAGAACCAGGAUGACUCUGAUGAGUAUGAUGAAGAUGACGAGCCUGGUCCCUCCUUCCAGCAACCUGCUGCAAGCCAGCCACAGGCAGGUUACAUACCCCCUAUGACCCAGCCUGGCAUGCCUCCUGGCUCUGGUGCUUCAGGGAUACCACCAGGCAGCUACUCAGGAAUUCCCCCAAUGAUGCCAGGUGUGCCACCAAUGAUGCCAGGAAUGCCCCCCGUAAUGCCAGGAAUGCCUCCAGGGAUGAUACCAAUGGGUGGGAUGAUGCCUCCAGGUCCAGGGAUGCCACCAAUGAUGCCAGGUGUGCCACCAGGCAUGCCUCCUCCUGUGGGCCACCGUCCAGGCAUCACACACAUGGCUCAGGUUCCCCCUGCUGCAAACAUGCUGACUAGACCUGCUGUCACUGCUGCCACUGUCCCCUCAGGCCAGCCUGAUGUAACAAAGCCUCUUUUUCCCAUUGCUGGACAGAGUCAGCAGUCAGGGUCCCCCCACCCUCCUUCCUCUACCUCCUCUGAUCCCUCAAAGCCCACAUUCCCGGCCUACACUCAGGCCACCGUAGCUGUGGCCAGCCCCAAUGCUGGCAGCAGUACGGUCUCCAAACCUCCCUCUACUGUGACCAGUAAGCCUGCCACCCUCACCACCUCCAGUGCAACCAGUAAGUUGAUCCACCCUGAUGAGGAUAUCUCACUGGAAGAGUUGCGCGCUCAGUUGCAGAGGUACCAGCGCAGUAUUCCCCGCCCAGGCCAGAACACCGCUGCUGCCCCAUCAGCGGGUCCCUUGGGUGGCAUGAUGGCUCCUCAGCAGCCCAGCAUGAGGCAUUCCAUACCUGGCCAGUACGGUGGUCCACCCCAGGGGCUGCCAGGCUACAUGCCAGGAGGAAUGCUUCCGUACGGACAGGCCCCUCCUGUGGUUCCCCCAGGGUACCAGGGAGCCCAUCCACGGCCACCCAUGGGUAUGAGACCCUCUGUCAUGUCUCCUGGAGCCCGCUACUGAAGCCUGCCAUCUUCUCUUCAAUAGGUUUGGACACUCAACCCUUUUCUAAUGUCCUCAGCUGCUAGUAGACAAACCAGUAUUGGUAUUUUAGUACCACAACGUACUGCUUAUUCUACUACUGAGCUAUGAGGAAGAGACACUGAAUAAACAGCAAACAAAAGAAUCACAGAGCGCAUGGGAAAUAUUUACACUGUACCUAACCAAGACUAUGAACUGUUGUUUCAAACCCUCUCUGUCCUGUGGCUUUUUUUUUUCCUUCUCAUGUUUCAUUCAGGUUUAUAGAAGUGUAGUAGAUAUGGUUCGUAGUGUUGUGAAGGCGCUGGAGUUACAUGAGCAGUACCCACCCUUUAUCAAGGCAAGUUUUAUGUAAAUACAUUUCUGUUCUAAGCUUAACAGUGAGGCCUUCACAGCACGUAGUGCUGUUGGACUUUGUGUCCCCAACUUUGUUUGGUGAGGGCUUCAAAUAACAUUGCAUUCAUUCUGUUUUAUGUGCAUAGUUUUGAUGAAGAGGUACUCUCAUAACCUUAAAUAGUUGAAGUACUAAAUGAAGUGAUAUAUGUAUUGUUGUAAAACUGUAUUGUAAUAAAAUGUGGCAAAAAUGUAAGACUCUUCUUUGCGGGAUGUUAGUGGGAAAAGAGACGUCACUGCAGGUUUGUACUCCAGUUGAAAUAUGUUGGUAAAUGUUUUUUUGGCUAGAAACAGUAUAUUGAUUUUUAUUUUUAUUGAUGCUCUGAACGUGGCAAGUGCAUUGUACAGCUGCAUAAUUCCGGGUCGCUGUAGCGCUAAAACCCAGAUUUCUCUUCUCCCUGUAGCGAUGCCAUGGGGGACUGGCUGAGGCCCUGUCUCAGUGUAGCCCUGUUUCAGCCUGAGGCAAGUCUCACCAUUUUUCUGUCUUCUCAUUCAUUAUCAGGGGCCCUCACAGCUUACACGCUGUUGGAUCUCAAUGUCCCCAAACUUGCAGCAAGUUUGGUGAAGGCCCUUGUUUGUGUUGUUGCGUUUAGGCACCAUUUUCUUCAGGCAUGUAAAUGAUGUUCUUCAUUGUUAACCUCUAAUGUGUCAUUGAACCUGUAUCCUCCAUUCUUGGUUGGUGAGAGCAUCAGGAAGCUCAGUUUUCAUUUAAUAACUUUGUGCUGAAAGUAUGGAGCUUUUAAAUGAAACCAUAUUCCUUAAGAAGCUUUUUAUAAUAACUAGUCCUACAGUCAACAGCAGUUUACUGCCUAAAAUAUUAAAGCUUAGUCAAAAGUCUGUCACAUACAGCCAUAAAUACAUUAAAUGUUUGUUGGGAGGUUUGUGAUGAACAAAUGACUUUUCGUAUGAAUGUGAACAUUUCUUUACUACUUAAUCCUGUUUGUUUCAUCAGCUGUCCUCACUUGAUCAUUUGAGUUUAACUACUUACAUGAAGGAGAAUCCCUACCAGUAACAGGUUAGUUAAAGCUGUAAGUACCACUGCUGUAAUUUUAACUUCAACCUGUGUUUUGUGUGCUCACACAAUUAGAUCUUAUCUGUCACUUUUUUUUUUUUUUUUAAACAAAAUGAGCCACAAUAAUUAAGCAUUCUACAUUUAUAGCAGCCAGACAUGCAGUAUGAUCGAGGAAUAACUCGAGGCAGAAAACAUGACAAACAUCUUUCCGCUAGUUCCUCUUAAUGUGAUCAGCAUCUAUCGUUUUUGAUGGGAAUGACCUCCAUUUAAACUAAUGAUUUAAUGUUUUACUUGAGUAUCAAAAGCAGAGUCUUCACUGGUAAGUAUGGGCUUAUCACUUCUGUUUAAUGUGCUAACAGGGCCGUGUCCGGGGAGUGGCACGGGUCAGCCAAUGCGCCAGGUUAGAGACGGUACCUUAGUUUGUAUUUUGCUGGAAAUUGGAAGUUGUUGAUUCAGUAUUGUCCAUGCAGGCUUUUUCAUUUUAAUUGUUGGUACUUUAUACUUUGACUUUAUUUUUGAAUGUGCAUUGUUUUCUUUUGUAUGUAGCCUACAUUUAGAGGUACAAUUUAUUGUUGAGACUUAAAGAAUAAAAUUUGGAAGCAUUAUAUUACAUGUGUAUGAUGCCACUCUGUUGUGAUUGGUAGGUCUAUUUAUCUUUUAAAUAAACAUUUUAAAAACAGAGGAAGGUCAGAACCUGUAAGAUACUGUAAUGUUAGUAAUUAAAGUAGUAAAGAGAAUUGGAAAACAGAAUGUUCAUGCUAUUCUGACAUGUAUUUGUGGGUUCAUGUGUGCACACUACAUGCCACCUGUAUAAGUGAGUGUUCCACUUGGAUCACCCCAGUCAAAGUCUGGAAUGUAUUCUAAUUAUCAUUUAAUAUUGAACAAUUGUAUCUGCUAAAGAAUACAGUUAAAUGAAAACAUAAAUUUGCGUCAGCUUGUAGUUAUUAAAGCUUUGGAAGAGAUUUUUCUGGUUUUAAGUUGAGUGAAACACUGCAGCUUAAUCAUGAAUAUUUGUUUUAGGAUCAGUCCCUCAAAGCACAACUGGAUUUGAUUUGUGAUGAAUGCACCACUGUCUGAAUGUAUACUUUUUUUUAAUUUUUAAAUAAACCAGUUCAUAAACUC
Molecule: messenger RNA, 4209 nt
Organism: Sander lucioperca (pikeperch)
Lineage: Eukaryota; Metazoa; Chordata; Actinopteri; Perciformes; Percidae
Gene: znf207a
Product: zinc finger protein 207, a
Exons: 10
Coding region: 351-1667 (438 amino acids)
Cellular component (GO): nucleus
Source: RefSeq, a predicted model, not a curated record